Nomascus leucogenys (northern white-cheeked gibbon) is the source of this 1857-nucleotide messenger RNA. RefSeq names its product cytochrome P450 family 2 subfamily C member 9. Gene Ontology annotation, biological process: xenobiotic metabolic process. Gene Ontology annotation, cellular component: cytoplasm; intracellular membrane-bounded organelle. The record is from RefSeq and is a predicted model, not a curated record. Gene Ontology annotation, molecular function: iron ion binding; oxidoreductase activity, acting on paired donors, with incorporation or reduction of molecular oxygen, reduced flavin or flavoprotein as one donor, and incorporation of one atom of oxygen; heme binding. NCBI's taxonomy places the organism in Eukaryota, Metazoa, Chordata, Mammalia, Primates, Hylobatidae.
GUCUUAACAAGAAGAGAAGGCUUCAAUGGAUUCUCUUGUGGUCCUUGUGCUCUGUCUCUCCUGUUUGUUUCUCCUUUCACUCUGGAGACAGAGGUCUGGGAGAGGAAAACUCCCUCCUGGGCCCACUCCUCUCCCAGUGAUUGGAAAUAUCCUACAGAUAGAUAUUAAGGACAUCAGCAAAUCCUUAACCAAUCUCUCAAAGGUCUAUGGCCCUGUGUUCACUCUGUAUUUUGGCCUGAAACGCGUGGUGGUGCUGCAUGGAUAUGAAGCAGUGAAGGAAGCCCUGAUUGAUCUUGGAGAGGAGUUUUCUGGAAGAGGCCUUUUCCCAUUGGCUGAAAGAGCUAACAGAGGAUUUGGAAUCGUUUUCAGCAAUGGAAAGAGAUGGAAGGAGAUCCGGCGUUUCUCCCUCAUGACGCUGCGGAAUUUUGGGAUGGGGAAGAGGAGCAUUGAAGACCGUGUUCAAGAGGAAGCCCGCUGCCUUGUGGAGGAGUUAAGAAAAACCAAGGCCUCACCCUGUGAUCCCACUUUCAUCCUGGGCUGUGCUCCCUGCAAUGUGAUCUGCUCCAUUAUUUUCCAUAAACGUUUUGAUUAUAAAGAUCAGCAAUUUCUGAACUUGAUGGAAAAGUUGAAUGAAAACGUCAAGAUUUUGAGCAGCCCCUGGAUCCAGAUCUACAAUAAUUUUUCUCCUAUCACUGAUUAUUUCCCGGGAACCCAUAAAAAAUUACUUAAAAACGUUGCUUUUGUGAAAAGUUAUAUUUUGGAGAAAGUAAAAGAACACCAAGAAUCUAUGGACAUGAACAACCCUCAGGACUUUAUUGAUUGCUUCCUGAUCAAAAUGGAGAAGGAAAAGCACAACCAAACAUCUGAAUUUACUAUUGAAGGCUUGGAAAACACUGCAACUGACUUGUUUGGAGCUGGGACAGAGACAACAAGCACAACCCUGAGAUAUGCUCUCCUUCUCCUGCUGAAGCACCCAGAGGUCACAGCUAAAGUCCAGGAAGAGAUUGAACGUGUGAUUGGCAGAAACCGGAGCCCCUGCAUGCAGGACAGGAGCCACAUGCCCUACACAGAUGCUGUGGUGCACGAGGUCCAGAGAUACAUUGACCUCCUCCCUACCAGCCUGCCCCAUGCAGUGACCUGUGACAUCAAAUUCAGAAACUAUCUCAUUCCCAAGGGCACAACCAUAUUAAUUUCCCUGACUUCUGUGCUACAUGACAACAAAGAAUUUCGCAACCCAGAGAUGUUUGACCCUCGUCACUUUCUGGAUGAAGGUGGCAAUUUUAAGAAAAGUAACUACUUCAUGCCUUUCUCAGCAGGAAAACGGAUUUGUGUGGGAGAAGCCCUGGCCCGCAUGGAGCUGUUUUUAUUUCUGACCUCCAUUUUACAGAACUUUAACCUGAAAUCUCUGGUUGACCCAAAGAACCUUGACACCACUCCAGUUGUCAAUGGAUUUGCCUCUGUGCCACCCUUCUACCAGCUGUGCUUUGUUCCUGUCUGAAGAAGAGCUGAUGGCCUGGCUGCUGCUGUGCAGUCCCUGCAGCUCUCUUUCCUCUGCGGCGUUAUCCAUCUUUCACUAUCUGUAAUGCCUUUUCUCACCUGUCAUCUCACAUUUUCCCUUCCCUGAAGAUCUGGUGAACAUUCAACCUCCAUUACAGAGAGUUUCCUAUGUUUCACUGUGCAAAUAUAUCUGCUAUUCUCCAUACUCUGUAACAGUUGCAUUGACUGUCACAUAAUGUUCAUACUUAUCUAAUGUUUAGUUAUUCAUAUAUUAUUAUUAGAGAAAUAUGAUUUGUGUAUUAUAAUUCAAAGGCAUUUCUUCUCUGCAUGUUCUAAAUAAAAAGCAUUAUUAUUUGCUGA